GAGGGUCAGCUGCAGAGCAUGAUUCUCUCAGAGUAUGCCUCCACUGAGAUGAGUCUCCACGCGCUCUACAUGCACGAGCUGCACAAGCAGCACGCCCAGCUGGAGCCCGAGCGGCACACUUGGCACCGGCGGGAGAGCGACGAGAGCGGGGAGAGCACCCACGAGGAGCUGGAUGCUCAGCGGGGUGCCCCUGUCCCCAUCCCUCGCUCUGCCAGCUACCCCUUCUCCUCGCCGCGGCAGCCUGCCGAGGAGACGUCCACGCUGCAGACUGGCUUCCAGCGGCGCUACGGUGGCAUCACAGACCCAGGCACAGUGCACAGAGCCCCGUCACACUUCUCCCGCCUCCCGCUAGGAGGCUGGGCUGAGGACGGGCAGGCAGCGAGGCACCCAGAGCCCGUGCCAGAGGAGAGCUCGGAGGAUGAGCUUCCACCGCAGAUCCACAAGGUAUAGCCUUGUAGACUGGGGAUCUCGUGGGGGAUGCAGACUGGGGGCCGCCUGGGCAGCAGGAUGCGGCGUCAGCCUGGUUCUUCUCCUGUCCCGAGGGGACGGGGUGGUCGUGGGCUCCAUUCUGUUGCCAUCAAUUGCCGAAGAGACAAAACUGCCGGGCCAGCGGCUUUGCGGUGGCGCCUUGUGUCCAGCCGUGUGUCAAGCCAACGCCACUCUGACUCUUGUGGGGUGAAUGCGUGUGUGAGUACAUACCUGUGUCUGUGUUCACAUCUGUGUCGUCUGUGCCGGAGGAUCGCUGCAGAGCCUGUGACAGCAGACGGGACGGGACUAGCAGUGACGGGCGUGGAGGUGGCGGCAGCGGCUGCUGUUGGCAGAGACGGGAGAAGGCACCAGCUCCAGCCGUCCACGGGGAGCUGGGAGCUGCCUCCGAAACGAAGGCAGGGAGCUGGUGUCCCCUGGGGAUGGCUGACUGCAGCAGGAGCUGUCGAAGGGGUCUAGCGCAGCCUGCAGCGGUGCUGGCACCACACCUGCCCUGCCUGCAGCCCGGGGAGGUGCCCGGCGCCGCGUUCCCCCCUCCCAGAGAGGACCAAUGUCGCACCCCUGCGGCUGGAGCAGGACAGCAGCGGGGCAGUCACCCGCCCGUCUCUGUGCACAGACUUGUGCUGCCCCAGCACCCUGCGGCAGGAUGCCCCCAGCUGCCGCUGUGCGUGUCGGGCUGGGGUCUAGAGCUGGUGGGAACAGCUCCGGGGUGCGGGGAUGCUGCAGCUCCUCCCCGGCUCCCGUGACAGCUGCCCUGGCGCAGGCACACAAGGAGGGGACCUUGGGGUGGCAGUCCUGGCUCUCUGCUGUCCUUCCCUGCCCUGUCCUGGGGCUAGGGUGGCACCUUCUGCCCUGCACAGCGCCCAUGGGAUGUGGGCUGCUCACAGGCCCUGUCGCAGUGCCAAAGAGCCCCUGGCGUGGUGCAGCCCGGUGUUACCCGGGAGUGCACGCAGCCUGCUCGGAGCCCACGGUGGAGGUCUUGUGCUCUGUGUAUCGAUCCCUUUCCCCCCUACGCCCGCUCUGCGAUGGGUCUGUUUUCCUGAUGCGGCCAUUUCUGUGGUAUCCGGCCUUCCCUCCUGCCCAAACAAAGGCUUCAGUGUGUCUCGCAUCUCCCCCAGGGGCUCCUGGCUCCUUCCUUCCUUCCCGAGGCAAUCCUUUUGCUUGCAACGUGGCUUCGGAUGCUUUGGAGACCACAUGCAAAGCAGCCGGCUAGUGCCUCGGGUGGAAAGAAGGGGUGCCCUGGACCUAGAAGGGAGAGGCAAACCCUAGCCUAGCCCUGGGGGGGGGGUGGAGGAGGGAAUCAGGAUCCUGGCUGUGCAGCGUGACCUUGGCCAAGGCCUUCCCGAGAUCAUUCUGGUUUCCCUUGCCUCUCUUCCAGUGGCAGCUUGUGAGGAUCUGCAUCUCGGCUCCCCCCUGCCAGGCUUUGCUUCCACCCACCCUCGCUCCCCUCGCCUCCGGCAGGGCUGCCUCGCUUUUGCCAUGCCCGGCACCAGCGCUGCGGGCCCUCCUCUCCCAUCCCUGGGGCGCACAGGGUGACCUUUCUUCCCCUGCCAGGUUAUUGCCCCGUGCCCUUUGAGCCCGGGCCAGGCGCAGGGUGCUGAGCCAGCUGCUGCUCGCGCUGCUGAGGACAGGGCGGAGGCGGCGAGCGGGGCUCCUUGAACCCUGGGCUUCCCUGCACCCCUGGGACUUGUGAGUGAUGGUGAUCCCCGCCAAGCUAGGGAGCAACGAGGGGUGGUUCUCGCCAACCCAAGCUUUCCAGCUGCUGCCCGUGCCGCCUGGGCUCCCUCUGGGCACGGAGGUGACGUUCCCUGCCCCGGGGGUGGCCCUUUGAGCCCGCGGCAGCUGGUGGCUGGGCCGGCAGGGAUUUCACAGGCUGAGCUUCUGGAGGAAGGCUGAGCGCGGAUGUCCUUGGAGGCAAGCCCAGCCCUGAGGGCUGUGGGACGCCGCGUCUGGGUUUCCUGCCAUGGUUGCUGCUGGUUUCUAGGCUGGGCAGGUGGAGGCUGGCUGCGUCUUUGGGGCAGAGGGGGAAAGUCCGUGCCUUUCCCUGGGCCAGCGGGAGGGAGAGGCCGGCCAGGAGUCCUCGCCGCAUGUUGUGCUUGUGUCGUCAGUGUCCCGUGUGCAUGGCGAGCCACUCUUCCUCAGCCCCGUGGGCACGGGGAUGCCCGGGGAGCGCGGCGUCGCGGCCCCGCGCCCUCGCUGUACAGCUGUCUAGCCAUCGAAUAAAGACGGGGUGUAUCAGCC
Cygnus atratus (black swan) is the source of this 2727-nucleotide messenger RNA. RefSeq names its product autophagy-related protein 9A-like. The transcript is spliced from 4 exons. Gene Ontology annotation, biological process: protein localization to phagophore assembly site; autophagy of mitochondrion. The record is from RefSeq and is a predicted model, not a curated record. The coding region runs from base 19 to 450 and encodes 143 amino acids. Gene Ontology annotation, cellular component: phagophore assembly site; autophagosome. NCBI's taxonomy places the organism in Eukaryota, Metazoa, Chordata, Aves, Anseriformes, Anatidae.